GGUGAGACCGUUUUCAUUGUUCAAACAAAAGUCUACAUAUUUUCAACAGGAAGCAGCGAAAACUCAAAGACGCAAAUUCUCGAUGCGCUACUCACAAAUGGACAAUAGCAACGCGGUCUAAGCCCGGGGCCCACGACAAGGGAGCACGAGGAGGUCGGCAUAUGAACCAGACCACCGCCCCCGGGAAAACUCACCUUAAACGCUCUCUCCCGCGUAUGGGUCAUAUGGCUCCAUAUCUUCGUCGGCUGGGGGUCUUCGUCGGCUCAAAGGCCGCCCUUCUUGAACUUUCUCUUCGUCGACUCAAAGGCCGCCCCCUUGAAGUGGUAUCUUCGUCGACUCUUGAAGCCGACUCAUCAAGGCUGCCCUUCUUCAUGGCCGCUGGAAUCCUCGUCGGCUCUAGAUCUUGUCGCGAGAACGGAAUUCCUGAAACACAAUGUCAGCACGCCGCUUGUCACAUAUUGGGUGGUCUGGCUCGUGAUCAUAAAUCUAUUUUUGGGCGACAAAGCGGACCACGUGACCGUGAUUUCGCUUGA
Molecule: messenger RNA, 533 nt
Organism: Laccaria bicolor S238N-H82
Lineage: Eukaryota; Fungi; Basidiomycota; Agaricomycetes; Agaricales; Hydnangiaceae
Exons: 5
Coding region: 162-533 (123 amino acids)
Source: RefSeq, a predicted model, not a curated record